This is a messenger RNA of Gossypium arboreum, 741 nucleotides long. RefSeq names its product F-box protein CPR1-like. The transcript has 2 exons. The record is from RefSeq and is a predicted model, not a curated record. The coding region runs from base 1 to 741 and encodes 246 amino acids. NCBI's taxonomy places the organism in Eukaryota, Viridiplantae, Streptophyta, Magnoliopsida, Malvales, Malvaceae.
AUGGCAAGAAUUGAAUUACCAGAAGUUUUGGUUAUGGAAAUUCUGUCAAAGCUUCCAGUUAAAUCCCUUGCUCGCUUCAACUGUAAUGCAAUCCCCUCUGUUUAUGGUGCGUGUCAUGGAUUAUUGUGUUUACAAGAACUUUCAACGGAUAAGGCUGCCCUUUGGAACCCAUCAACCAGAGAGUUUAAAAUCCUUCCACCAUCUUCAAUCCAACGCCCUCCAUAUCUUUCCCCCAUGGAAGGUAACCUUGCUUUAUAUGGCGUUUCUUUCGACCACGCUGCUUUGGGGUUUGAUUCUAAAACUAAUGAUUACAAAGUCAUACGAUUUGUUAGUUUUAUCUAUUAUCAUCGUCCAUUUGUUACUCGUACUUUUGUUAAUAUUGAAGAAGAACAACGAUAUGCAUAUCCUCAUUAUGAGUUCCAAGUUGAGUUGUAUUCAAGUAGAAGUGAUUCCUGGAAGGAAAUUCCAUGUCCUCUUUAUACCCCAACUGAUUUAAUUUUGGGAAAUAAUUAUGUAGAUGGAAUUUGCUAUUGGAAAACAAUGACAGAGGCAUAUCUUGGACUAAUUCUCUUAUUUGACUUGGCGAAUCAGAAGUUUUCAAUAUUACCUUUCCCAGAAAUUGCUGGGUCUUGCUUACAUUACUAUGAUAAUCUAUUGAUGUUUAAUGGAUCACUUAGUGACAUUGUUUGCCUGUUGGAAGGAACUGGCAUGUCUUUUGAUUUAUGGGUUACGAGAGAAUGA